Molecule: messenger RNA, 2100 nt
Organism: Phlebotomus papatasi
Lineage: Eukaryota; Metazoa; Arthropoda; Insecta; Diptera; Psychodidae
Exons: 5
Coding region: 407-1642 (411 amino acids)
Source: RefSeq, a predicted model, not a curated record
ACACCAAUCAGUCUUGGAGAAUUCGCGAAAUCAUCAAGUCGUGGUGUUAUUGCUGGAGCAAAAAGCUUAACGUGUUUUAUUCACCGUCAAGUAAAGUUUUUACUAAUAAGUGACUUAAAUUUAAGUGAAGUGUAAAAAAGUAUUUUUAAAGAAGUUUUUUAUUGCACAAAAAUUAGUGGUUAAUUAAAAAAAUUUCUAUUCUAGUUGCAACACCAUUGAAGAGUGAAAGAGAUUCAAGAGAUAAGUCUCUGUGUUUUGUGUGAGAGGACGAAAAAUCAAGGAAACUCUCCAUCGGACAUUCCCUUGAACAGAAAUAACGAGGGCAGUCAGUGUGUGAAAAAUUUUUUUGUGCAAAAUUCCCUGAGAGUGACUAUAAUAUAAAAAUAAUUUCAACCAACAACAAAAAAUGCAAUUAAAAAUAGCCCUCUUCUGGACAUUGUGCAGUGUUCUUGUGAAUUUAUCCAAUUGUCAGGAUUUAUCUUCGUCCGCCGAACGGGACACUUAUGAUAAUCUUGAAGAUGUUUCACGCGAUCAACAUCGAUUUGUGGGAUAUAGAACAACAAUAUUCCACGAAAGUGCCACCUUUUCGAAUCCCACCGAAACCGAACCGGAUAUCAUUGAUACAGAAUCCACAAAUACUGAUACGAGUCAAAAAAUUGACACAACAAUCUCAGAAAAUACAGAUUAUCCAGCAUCAGAGACAGUUCUUCAGGAAGCCCUAAUUACAUCUAAUGAGCUAACAUUGAAGAAUGAGACUGAAGAAGGGGAAGAUUCUGAAGAUUUACAGGACAUCAAUGGCGAAGAGAAUGAAUCAGUGACACAUACAGCAGUUCCUACAACAGUCACAGUACCCACAACAACCAAACUAACCACCAUUCAUCCUUCACUCAAGGCUCUAAAUCUCAGAAGGAAACAAACUAAGCAGUAUAGGGUGUACAAAUCUACAGGAGAUGGAAUUGUCAGGAGCUUUCUGGACGAUCCCUACUUGAGAUCUCCACUUGCAAUUCUCAUGGAUACAUCACCAGAACCCCUGAGAAAAGCUAAACUUCUCUGGAAUGCAACUCUACGACCAGCAUCGUCAAUUGAUCUCGUUCUUGUUGCCUUCAACUCUUCAGGAAUAAGUGUGACAUACAGUUUCAAGAAUACAAGGACAAUUAUGGCUGGAAUCGAGAGUGUUAGGGAGUCUCAUCAACCAAGAUCAGAGGAGAAGGCUUUCAUAGGGAUUCUUCGGGCUUCAGAACUCAUACCCUAUGACAGUGCAAUAUUCCUGUCUACAGAUCGAGUUCCACAGAAUGCCGAAUUCUCCCAAGAAGCUGCGAUUGUUCUUCUCAAAAAACGAAUUCGACUCUACCUAAUUUGGUUCGGAAAGCAUGGUCAGGAUGACAAUGAAUCACCUCAUACUGUAAUUGGUGGAAUAUUGGGGGAAGUUGCCCUGAGAACGGGUGGAGAGAUAAUACACAUCACAGAUGAGGCUGUGGAACCCAAUGGAAAUAUUGGAUUGGUCACCCUGUUGCUGAGGAAUGACCUCCAAGGAUCUCAUCACUUCAGCCUACCUAUUGACACAACGGCCGAAACGAGUCUCCACGUGAAGAUUCACGGAAAAAUGGACGAAGCCACACUGGAAACACCCAAUGGUGGUUAGUUUUAUAAAACAAUUUAAAUAUUAGAGAACUCACACAAAACAAUUAAAAUACACACAUUUUUUUUUUAAAUUAACUAUUCUGUUCUGCCAUUGCAAAUCAAUUUACUAUGUAUAUUGCUGAGGAGAUUAUUAUUAUUUUUUCUUUAUAAAAUAAUAGUUAAUACCUAUUAUUGUAAUUAUUCCUCUCUUUGUCUCUGUUUAUUAUUUUUUUUUGUAUAUUUAACUAUAUCAUUUUAUUUUGCUUCUGUGAAUUGUUUAUCCUGCAAUUUUCUCUCACCCAGUUCUAGACAUAAACAGAAUCUCUCUAUCUAUGAAUUCUCUGACAUCGAGGGAUAAUUUUCCAGAGAAUAAAAGAAAAAUAUAGAGAUGAAAAGGCAAUAGAAAAUGAAGAAUACAUAAUGUGGAAAGUACAAAUAAUUGUAGAAUUGUUAUGUAAUAAAUUUUACUCUAAUUGUAAA